UAUCUCACACGUGUCAACUCGCGUCUCCCGUCCCUCCCCCCUCUCAGCCUCUGUGACUCUACCCUUUGACUCUUUCACUUCCCUGUUUCUUCGCUUUCUCCCCCCUAGUUUUUCUGUUUCUUCAAGAUUUCUACACGUUUCUUGAGAGACUUGACACAGGGAAGAAGAAAAAAAAAAAAAAAAACCCUGUAAGAGAAAGAGAGAGAGAGAGAGUUAACUAUGAAGGGAGAAGGGAAGAUGUUUUUCAAGUCAAGAAUGAAAUGGGUUGGUCUGGUUGGGCUUGUUCUUUCAGCUUUUUCCCUCUUUGUGCAUAUAUUGCUUUCCAGAUUCACUGAGCAGGGUUUUGCCGAGUAUCAGUCUUCAAUCACAAUUUUUUCCUGGAGACCCAUCUUUGAAAAUGCAGACAUUGCCAGAAAUAGUCCAUUGUACAGAAGACUUUGGGGUCCAGUAAGGCAUCUUGAGUCUAUACAUCCAGAUGCAAAUCCUAGAGGGGAUUAUGCAGAGCCCACAUCACGGUCAAAUGGAUUUAUUUUUGUCAGGAUACAAGGUGGUUUCCAUGAUAUAAGGAACUCGAUUUGUGACGUGGUUGUGAUUUCCCGGCUUCUUAAUUCUACCUUGGUUAUUCCUGAGAUACAAUCGACAACAAGCAGUAAAGGAAUCAGUUCGCAGUUCAAGAGUUUUGCUUAUCUCUAUAAUGAGGAGCAGUUUAUGGUGGCAUUGGCAAAAGACAUUCGCAUUGUUAAAACCCUUCCAAAAGAUCUUAAACAAGCUAGAAGAAAGAAGGAGAUCCCUGUGUUUAGAGUGCCAUAUGCAGCUUCACCUUUUUACUAUCUGCACCAGGUUCUCCCCAUACUGAGAAAGCAUUCAGUGGUUGAACUAGUGGUUUCUGAUGGUGGAUGCUUGCAGGCCAUCCUUCCGCCUCAUCUUGAAGAGUAUCAAAGGCUUAGAUGUAGGGUUGCUUUUCAUGCCCUUCGGUUUCGGCAGGAUGUCCAAGAACUGGCUGCUAAAAUCUUACAAAGGCUAAGGGCUCCUGGACGACCAUUUAUUGCCUUUGAUCCUGGUAUGACAAGAGAAGCUUUAGCAUAUCAUGGUUGUGCCGAACUGUUCCAGGUACUUUAUUCAGUUGGUAUUCUCCUACGGGCAUAUGGGUAUGCGUGGGACACAAUUAUAUAUGUUUGGGGAGAAGUUUUUGGUGGCCAAAGAACCUUAAUUCCACUUCAUGGGAUGUUUGAAAAUGUUGUCGAUAGGACUUCUCUCAGUACUAAUUGGGAGCUCAGUAGAAUUUAUGGUCGUGAGUCUAAACUCAAUGACAAUAACCCACGGACUCCAGCAUCCUUUGAAGAAGAAAUGAAGGUAGAUGCAUGGAAAACUGUUGGUCCACGACCUCGUCCACUUCCACCACCUCCAGCUCGGCCUAAAUCCUAUAAUAUUGAAGGAUGGUGGGGUUGGGUGGCUGAGAGUGAUAAUGAACCCGAAAGUACAGUUAUGGAGUUGAGAACUAAUGCACAUAAAUUACUAUGGGAAGCAAUUGACUAUAUGAUUUGUGUUGAAGCUGAUAUUUUCAUCCCAGGAUUUGAUCAUGAUGGUAAGGGGCAUCCAAAUUUUGCUAGUUUAGUAAUGGGGCACAGGCUCUAUCAGUCAGCUGCCUCAAAGACAUACAGGCCAGACAGGAAAGAAGUUGCCAGGCUUUGUGAAGAAAUUAGCGACCACCUGUAUCAAGCAAAUCAUACUUGGGUAACAUCAAUAAGGAGGCAUCUCAGAAAAACUUUACUUGAUGGUCUAAAGGAAGCUUCUACUACAGCAAAGCCAUUAUCUUUCCUCUCUCAUCCAGCUCCUGAAUGUUCAUGCUUGAGGGAUGAUCCACGCAAUGCAUCAGUUAAUGCUUCAAGUCCUCCGGUGCAUCCCCAAGUUCAAGCUGCUCUAGGAGUGCUGCACCGUUGCCCUGCUUGGAUGAACAGGGAAGUAAUCUUAAGAUCAAAAGAGAAGGAACGGGAAGAAGAUCUUGACGAGGAUGAUUCCUCAUCAUCUGGGUUAUUUUUUCGACAUGGUGAAAAUGGAGGUGGAGAAACAAACAAAGAGGAAACACAAUUGGACGAUCAAGAAGAUCUUGAGGGUGGAGAGAGAUAACAGCACACAUGAGAGAUCUUGGCCUUGCAGGCAUUUGUAUUUAUAUAAAGGAUGGUUUCCAUUGUGGAUUCAUGCAUGGAAAAUUUCCAGCUCUCCUCAGUUUCUUUUUCCACCAGACUGGGAAGCAAUUUUCUUAACCAUAGCUCAAGAAUUUGAAUGAAUCAGACUGGGAUCCUCAUGUCUAGCUUGUCUAUCCAUCACCUCUGGCAUGAGCACUUCACUGCCACUGCAGUAAAUUACAUGUUUACUCAGCGGCCAUUUUUUGCGGAUGCUACUGUCGGUCUUACCUCUGAUCGGAUUCUAAAGAAGUAUGUUGAUAGUGUAACAUCUAAAUAGAACACUACAGCUGAUCUUUUUGGGGGAAAGUUUAAUAUUCUAAUUCAUUUUGUGUUUGAAUUUUAUGUAAAGAUGAUGAGUAGUUGAUCAGAAGGAUAUUCUUUUUCUAUUCCGUAACUAAAUACGAAUUUUUCCUUCAUUAAUUCC
Carica papaya (papaya) is the source of this 2610-nucleotide messenger RNA. NCBI's taxonomy places the organism in Eukaryota, Viridiplantae, Streptophyta, Magnoliopsida, Brassicales, Caricaceae. The record is from RefSeq and is a predicted model, not a curated record.